CCUCACGCUCAUUGGUCACGUGACACCAACUACGUGCGUCAACGACGAAAUUUUGCAACGGUUAUCGAUCGCUGCAAUUCUGGCCAUUAUAUAGGAAACAUUUUUAAAUUUUACUCUUUUGACCCAGUAAAAAUUGCUUCGCAUUUUUAGGAAUAUAGCCGAAAUAACGAAUGCUUGAUCAAAGUCAUCUUAAAAAAUGAUUUCCUGCUGGAAUGGCCCAUAAUACGGAAGUAGGGUGCGACGAAAGUUUGAGAAAUAUCUAGUAGCUAAUUCUAGAAGUCCAUUUUUCCAGUUUGUAGCUUUUAACAUGGGGAAGGUAAUUAUUUCGACAAAAAUAAUGAUGUCAAGAACAAUACAUUGAUUCGGUAUCAAACGUGUAUGAAAUAAUCAUACUGGAGGAACAAUUACAUACAAUGAUAAUGCUAUAUCGUUACUAAUACGAUAGAAUAAUUGCUAAUGCAACUGUAAAACUGUAGGAUUUUACAAAACAAUUUCAUUCUAAAACAGUGUAAGCUAACAGCUAUGAACUUGAACUUCAUUAUUAUACGGUAACUAACAUCGCAUGAUACAAAGGUUAGAUUUAGAUAUGUACGUAUGUAUACAGAAUACAUAUGACUAUGUAUUCAAUCUUUAUUCGCUAUUGCAGUAUUUCUUCAUUGCCAAACUGAAACAAAGUAUUUUAUUGCAGACAUCAGAGUGGUAUUAUAAAGAGUAGAGUUACAUAGUUGCAGUGUCAAUAUAAAACGAGCCCUACAAAACUGAAGUAUCAGCAGCCAUAUUCCUCGAUUAUUAUUUGCAUUAUCAAAGGAUCACCGUCUGUGCCAUAUUGAUUAUAAGGCUUCUGAAGAAAAGGAGACAGCACUGGCAGGUGUACAACUUUAACGGUCUUCUGAACGUUACGAAGUACACGUUUACGUGUAUUUGCGCAAACGCGUUACGAAGCACGAUUCGUGAUAUCCGUCUAUUGAUAAAAAACUGCACAUUUUAUCGUUACUUGCAAACUUACAACGCAAAAGUGUUUUUCCUAUUACGAUUAAAAUACUUCAUACAUUAGUAAGCAAAUUAUAUAUUUUUUAUGUUAUAUUUUUUUUAUAUUUACUUUUGUAUAACAAAUAGUUGAACCAAAAAUUAAAUAAAAAGCAUGUAAUAUAAUAUUUCUCAAAUAUUAAAAUAAAGAUUGCCAGUCAGGAACUAAAUUUUCUAUACAAUUUUCUUAAAUUGUGUUUUCAUAAUACAAUAUUCAUAAUAUAAAUGACUAAGUUUCCACCGAGGGUUCAAAUCGGGUUCAAAUCGGGUUAGAGUCGGGUUAGAGUCGAGUUAGCAGUCGGGUUAGAGUUCGGUUGCCUUGCCUGUUUCCAUCAGAUCAAAGUUACGUUGGAGUUGCGGCAGGGUUGAACAUUACCAACUGCACAAAGUCAACUACCAUAUUUUGACAUGUAAAGGUUAUAUUAUUAAAAUGGGUCGGAGAGCAAUAUUAAUUUUACAAUAUCAAAAUAACAUACAAAAAUAAUUUUUGUAUGUUAUUUUAAUUAUUAUAACCUUGUCUACACCAAUUAAUACAACACAAUGCUGAUACACAAUGCAAUUUGGAUUUGUUAUGUUGGCAACAUGAACUCGACUUUUGUCGUUUCCACUCAGUAAUGAGAUAUUGGACUGAGGCGCCACAUUUUUAUUAACAAAUAUUGUUCAUUGUGAGAAAUGGAUACGUCAAAUGAAUCACCUUUGUAUAGGUUAGAAGGAACGGACAAAAAUCAAACAGGAGGGUUAAUUAUUCGAAAAAAACCCUCUGAUCAUACGUUUAAAAAGCCCCAAGUGUCCGUUUUAGGUCUUGAUAAACUUGCAAAGCGGAAAAGGCAAGAAAAUUCGCAGGAAACUAAAUCAAAAUCAGAAUCAAAUUCGCCAAAGUCAGAGAGUAGAGAAAGAAAAUAUCGUUCUUAUGCAGAAGAAACUCCAACGCAUACUGGUGGAGUAAAUUAUGAGGCACAGAAAAGAUUGGAAUCACGAUUGAAACAUCAGAGACUAAGUGCCCAAGACAAACAACACAGGCACAGUUAUAAGGAUAGAGAUAGAGAUAGAAAUAGGGAAAGAGAUAGAGACAGAGAAAGAAGUAGAAGCAGGGAUAGCAUCAGGCAAACACCCUUAAGAUUCAAAGAUGAACCACAAACUCCAUUAUUUAAAACAAAAGAUCCAACAUCUAAAAGUAAUUGGGACGAUGAUGAAGAUGAAGAACCAAGAAAAUCAAGUUGGGACCAUCCAACACCAAAUCUGUAUACCAGCAAAGAUGGUAGAGAAAGUAUCAGAAGCGAAUUCACACCUUCCUAUAAAUAUAAUUCUUGGAAUAAAGAUCGGAAAGCUAGUGGUGCUACCCCAAUCAUAGAUGGAGAAGAGAAAGAAUUAUGGGAAGAAGAGCAACAAAGAUUGGAUAGAGAAUGGUAUGCCUUGGAUGAUGGGGAAAAUCAUGCAUUUGCUGAUGUAUCUGAAGAAUACACACGCAAAAAGGAAAUGGAACUUGAAGCAAAAAGACAGAAACGUCUAUCUGCACAGCAACGACAAAUAAAUAAGGACAAUGAAUUAUGGGAACGUAAUAGAAUGUUAACAUCCGGUGUUGUAAGUUCUUUAGAUCAUGAUGAUGAUCCUGAUGAUGAAGGAGAGACUAGAGUGCAUCUUUUGGUUCAUAAUGUAGUUCCUCCAUUUCUGGAUGGUCGAAUUGUAUUCACCAAACAACCAGAACCUGUUGUACCUGUGCGUGAUCCUACUUCUGACAUGGCUCUUGUAGCAAGAAAAGGAUCAGCUUUGGUGCGCGCAUAUCGCGAACAAAAGGAACGAAAAAGAGCACAGAAGAAACAUUGGGAAUUAGCUGGUACUCAUAUUGGUAAUAUUAUGGGUGUGCGUGAUAGACAUAAAGAUGACAGAGAAGAUCCAGGACAAGAAACUGACUUCAAAGCGGGUCAGAAGUACGCUCGUCAUAUAAAAGGUGAUGAAGUUACUGGAGAAGCUAAAUACAGAUCAAUUCAACACCAACGAAGGAGUCUUCCGGUAUUUGCCGUGCGUCAAGAAUUAUUAAACGUUAUAAGAGAAAAUAGCGUUGUAGUUAUAGUUGGUGAAACUGGUAGUGGAAAAACUACACAAUUAACACAAUAUCUUCAUGAAGAUGGUUAUAGUCGUUAUGGAAUAAUCGGCUGUACGCAACCUCGGCGAGUUGCAGCUAUGUCUGUAGCUAAACGAGUUUCAGAUGAGAUGGCUACUACUUUAGGAGACAAAGUAGGAUAUGCUAUUCGUUUUGAAGAUUGUACUUCAAAAGAUACUGUUAUUAAAUAUAUGACUGACGGUAUUUUGCUAAGAGAAAGCUUAAGAGAGGGCGAUUUAGAUCGGUACAGUGUCAUUAUUAUGGAUGAAGCUCAUGAAAGAUCUUUGUCUACUGAUGUUUUAUUUGGUUUACUUAGAGAGGUUGUGGCACGAAGACAUGACUUGAAGUUGAUUGUAACAUCAGCUACAAUGGAUUCCAGUAAAUUUUCAACGUUUUUUGGAAACGCUGCAACCUUUCAGAUUCCUGGUCGUACUUUUCCAGUUGAAGUGUUACAUGCAAAGAAUCCAGUAGAAGAUUACGUGGACGCUGCAGUGAAGCAAGUUCUACAAAUUCAUUUGCAACCACGUUCCGGUGAUGUGUUAGUUUUCAUGCCUGGUCAAGAAGAUAUUGAAGUCACAUGUGAGGCUCUCAAGGAACGUUUAGCGGAAAUUGAAUCAGCACCUCCGCUUUCAAUUUUACCCAUUUACUCGCAGUUGCCUUCAGAUUUACAGGCUAAAAUUUUUCAACGUUCAGAAGGGGGCUUACGAAAAUGCGUAGUAGCAACGAACAUAGCCGAAACUUCAUUGACUGUAGAUGGAAUUGUGUUCGUUGUAGAUUCAGGAUAUUGUAAACUGAAGGUUUAUAAUCCACGAAUUGGUAUGGAUGCCUUACAAGUGUAUCCAGUAUCCAGAGCCAACGCUGACCAAAGAGCGGGCAGAGCAGGACGUACUGGUCCUGGCACUUGUUACAGAUUAUACACACGAAGACAAUAUCUUGAUGAAUUACUAUUAACUGGUGUUCCAGAAAUACAGCGUACCAAUUUAGCGAAUACUGUAUUAUUACUAAAAUCGUUGGGUGUUCAAGAUUUGUUAGCCUUCCAUUUCAUGGAUCCUCCACCUCAAGAUAACAUACUGAAUUCUUUAUAUCAACUAUGGAUCUUGGGCGCAUUAGAUCACACAGGACGUUUAACGCCUUUGGGACGUCAAAUGGCAGAAUUUCCUUUGGACCCACCUCAGUGUCAAAUGCUUAUAGUUGCUUCUCAACUCGGUUGCACAGCAGACAUACUCAUCAUAGUUUCUAUGUUAUCAGUGCCUUCAAUAUUUUAUCGGCCGAAAGGUCGCGAAGAAGAUUCCGAUUCGGCAAGAGAGAAAUUUCAAGUACCGGAAUCUGAUCAUUUAACAUAUUUAAAUGUAUAUAGUCAAUGGAAAGCGAAUGGUUAUUCUAGUUCAUGGUGCAAUGAUCACUUCAUACAUGCAAAGGCUAUGCGCAAAGUAAGAGAGGUUCGACAGCAGUUGGAGGAAAUUUUAAAACAGCAAAAAAUGGAAGUUGUUAGCUGUGGCACGGAUUGGGAUAUUGUACGGAAAUGUAUUUGCUCCGCAUAUUUCCAUCAGGCAGCUCGUUUAAAAGGAAUUGGUGAAUAUGUGAAUUGCCGUACCGGAAUGCCGUGUCAUCUUCAUCCAACUUCAGCAUUGUUUGGUAUGGGAUUCACACCAGACUACGUAGUGUAUCAUGAGCUCGUAAUGACCGCCAAAGAAUAUAUGCAAUGUGUCACUGCCGUUGAUGGACACUGGCUGGCCGAAUUGGGUCCAAUGUUCUUCAGCGUGAAAGAAACGGGAAGAAGUGGACGUGCAAAAAGACGUCAAGCAAUGCAACAUUUACACGAGAUGGAAGGACAAAUGAAAGAAGCUGAAGAAGAAAUGAAAGCAAGAGCACAAGAACAACUUGAACGGGAACAAGCUUCUAUCAGAAAACAAGAAAUACUGACGCCGGGUAUCAGAGAACCAGGAACACCUGCUCCCUAUCGUAAAACCCCAGGUAGAUUAGGGUUAUAAUUGUAUAUAGUUUAAAAGUUUGUAAAUAAAAUAUGAACAGUAUGAUUCAGGUUUUUAGUACUUUUUGUGCUGUAAUUAAGAUUAAAAUUAUUAAAUUGAAAAACGUCAUUUGUGCACUAAAUAUAAAGUUAAAAAAUUUUUAUUAUUUUUAUUAUCUUUUGUGACGCGACGUUCAAGAUGUAGAAUUUAUAACAUUGUAAUACAUGUAAGUGAUGUAAAAAUGAA
Molecule: messenger RNA, 5343 nt
Organism: Megachile rotundata (alfalfa leafcutting bee)
Lineage: Eukaryota; Metazoa; Arthropoda; Insecta; Hymenoptera; Megachilidae
Product: ATP-dependent RNA helicase l(1)G0007
Cellular component (GO): intracellular anatomical structure
Molecular function (GO): ATP binding; 3'-5' RNA helicase activity; RNA binding
Source: RefSeq, a predicted model, not a curated record